Stegastes partitus (bicolor damselfish) is the source of this 3031-nucleotide messenger RNA. RefSeq names its product metabolism of cobalamin associated A (gene mmaa). The coding region runs from base 1 to 1206 and encodes 401 amino acids. The transcript has 6 exons. The record is from RefSeq and is a predicted model, not a curated record. NCBI's taxonomy places the organism in Eukaryota, Metazoa, Chordata, Actinopteri, Pomacentridae. Gene Ontology annotation, cellular component: cytoplasm. Gene Ontology annotation, molecular function: GTP binding; GTPase activity.
AUGGGACGGUUUGGCCUCUCUCUCCUCCGCCACAUCUCUACGCUUCCCUCCUCCAUCAGUGUCCAUCGAGCCACCAGAACAUGCUGCCUUCACCAAAGGGUCUCCGUGUCUUGCUCCCGCAGCACCAACCUCAGCUGCCAGCAGAGGACUGUGAGCACCGCCGUCAGCCAGCAGGAGCUGAGCGGGCCUGAGCAGAGACUGCUGGAUAAACUGUAUGGUGGACUGAUCGGAGGACAGCGGGCGUCUCUGGCUGAGUCCAUCACUCUGGUGGAGACUCAGCAUCCCAGGAAGAAGGAGCUGGCCCAGGUGCUGCUGCAGAGGGUGCUGGCUUACAGGAGGCAGCAGGAGAGCUGUAAUGGAGGGAAGCCAGUGGCCUUUAGAGUAGGUCUGUCCGGUCCCCCCGGAGCAGGGAAGUCCUCGUUCAUCGAGGUGGUGGGAAAGAUGUUGACCGGACGAGGACAUAAAUUGGCCGUGCUGGCUGUUGACCCGUCCUCCUGCACCACAGGAGGAUCUCUGAUGGGCGAUAAGACUCGUAUGACUGAGCUCUCAAGAGACAUGAAUGCUUUUAUCAGGCCGUCGCCCACCUCAGGAACACUCGGUGGUGUCACCAGAACAACCAAUGAGGCGAUUGUUCUGUGUGAAGGGGCGGGAUAUGACGUCGUCCUUGUAGAGACAGUAGGUGUUGGACAGUCAGAGUUUGCAGUGGCAGACAUGGUUGACAUGUUUGUGCUGCUGAUUCCACCAGCAGGGGGCGACGAACUCCAGGGUAUCAAGAGGGGCAUCAUUGAGAAGGCCGACUUGGUGGUGGUGACAAAGUCGGAUGGAGACCUGGUGGUGCCGGCCAGGAGGAUCCAGGCCGAGUACACCAGCGCGCUCAAGCUGCUCAGGAAGAAGUCCAAGUCCUGGAACCCGAAGGUGGUGCGCGCCUCCUCACACACCAAUGAGGGCAUCCCAGAGGUCUGGGCUAAAAUGGAGUCGUACCGGGAUGCCAUGUUGGCCAGCGGUGAACUGCAGGGCAGGCGCAGGGCCCAGCAGAAGGUUUGGAUGUGGAGUCUGAUCCAGGAGAGCGUCCUCAGCCAUUUCCAAAACCACCCCAGUGUCGGAGAGGCUCUGCCCCACCUCGAGGAGAGGGUCACCAAAGGAGUCAUCUCUCCAGGCCUGGCUGCUGACUUGCUUCUCAAAGCCUUCUCUUCCUCAUCAUCAUAGUAAUCCAUGGGACUGCACUUUUUUUUUGAGAAGAAUGGAUGCCUCUUAGCUGAUCUGGGCCAUUCAGUGCCAAGUAAAGCAGGACAAAGUAAGCAUAUGUGACCUUGACUCUGUGGUUUGCACAAAAAAGAAGCAGCUUUGCUCUUUUUAAACAUAAUUUUAGAUUUAAAAAACCUGAGAUACAAGACACCCCUCUGCAGAGACUUCAGUGUCUGAAAGCUUUAAUCCAAAUCACAAGAGAAGGAGAGUGCUGACUGUCGUCACUUUUCAUCCUUGACUUCAAGACACGAUCACAUUUGGCAAAAUGAAACAUUUCAUUUGUGCCGUGAGAUGUGAGCUGAGCGAUCAACGGGCUGAAGAAGACGCUGGGACUUUUAUUGUUGGACAGGAACACUCCAGACCUUCAUGAACUGUUUUAAUGAGAUUAGUAAAGGAGGAAUGUAAAGGUCAUGUUGGUACACUUGAAGAAUAGCUUGACCAAUAUCCUUCAUUUUUACGAACAAGGUCAUUAAACGGUGAAACUAUGACUCGUCCGUGCCAUAAAUAUUAUGGUGAUGAAUGCUGUAAUGGAGAUGUGAACCGUGAUGGGCCAUUUUCACUGCCAGUCUCGCACACCUUCGUCGUAAUCAAUCGCACACACUGUUUGUGACCCAAAAAGGAAAAAGUAUCAGUGAAAGUAUUAGGCUUAGGGAAAUGGGUUUUGUCAUGGUCACCUGUAUCUGUUGUGGAACUGCCUCGGAUGGUGCUCUAAUAGCUAAUUUUCCUCUGAAGAGCAACAGCACUUUGAAAAUGUGUUUUUUAAUUUGCUAUUUUGUUUCUGGGUGGAAUCCUAUUAAAGAAUGAUGUGAAUCUUAAAUGGAUAAGUGAAUAACAUUAAAUCUGUCAGUGCAGUUGGCCGAGCUUUUCUCUCUCCUCGUGUUUGCUCUUGAUAUGAAAAAAGGGGGAGUGAUUAAUGUUACCUCUACGAAUAUUAGUCCUGAGAUUUGUCACAGAUUUAAUGAGAUUUCUUUUCUGCUCUCCGGAGCCAGAAAUGUCAGUGCUAGGUAUCCUCUGAAUGAGUCAGCUGCACGCUUACUUCUAAUUCAGGCAAAACACACUUUAAUAUUUUCAGAAUUGACUUCAUAAUGCACUGUACUCCCGGACACCACCGGAGAACCGAAGACAAAGAAGUCACACACUCAUAACUCCAGUGCAGCUCCUUUUAUUAUUUAAGGAGAGAGAUAACGCAGUAGACUCUGGUGUCGGUGACAUAAUCUAUAGAGGGGCAUUUUCUAAUUACAGAAAUCACACUUAUCGGUGCAAACAGGUGUGUGGUUAAUUCAAAUACAUGUAUAUUUUUUUAAAAGUGGAAAAAGAUCCGAAGUUGACAUCUGAAGAUUUCUUGUUUUUGUCCAGGAGCCCACAAAUGCGCAGUUUAUGAUCCUGUAAAAGAGAGAAAAGCAACAAAUUCCUCCCAUAUCCAAGCUGGAGUCAACAGAAUUUGUGGAUUUUUGCAUGAUAAAUGACUUAAAUAAUGAAUCAGUUAUUAAAAUGUAUAUUUUUUCAGAUCAACUCAUUGUUUAAUCAUCACAUCAUUUCAGCUAAAAUGCAGACACGGAUCAUAGUUCAGGAGUUUUUUAUUUCUCUUUUUGUGUUCAUGGUGUUUUUAUAUUAAGUCACUACAUGAAGCAACACGAUUUAUACUGUAAACCAGACGGUACAAUUUGUGAACCACGUAAUCAGGAAACUGACUCAGAAGUGUUGAUUUAACUCCAUGGUGGUUUUCUGGAACUAUAUUUAUAUUUUUGAUCUUGUGCUGACUUGCUGAAUAAAACAUUUGUUUAUU